GGCCGCCGCCUCCCCGCCCCGGCCAGCGCGGAGCGGAGGCGGAGUGCCGGCGGCCGGCGCCAUGGUGUUGAACCCGGUGCUGGGGAAGCUGGUCAGCAAGCGGGUGGUGCUGGCCAGCGCCUCGCCGCGCCGGCAGGAGAUCCUCACCAACGUGGGCCUGCGGUUUGAGGUGGUUCCAUCCUGGUUUAAGGAGACACUAGAAAAGUCAUCUUUUAAAGCCCCUUAUGAGUAUGCUGUGGAAACAGCAAAACAGAAAGCUCUUGAAGUAGCAAACAGAAUGCAUGUAAAGCAUAUGAGAACACCUGAUGUUGUCAUAGGAGCAGACACUAUUGUGUCUGUGGAUGAGCAGAUACUGGAGAAACCAGUUGAUAAGCAAGAUGCCUACAGGAUGCUAUCAAGGUUAAAUGGGAAAGAGCACAGUGUUUUCACAGGCGUGGCUAUUAUACACUGCUGCAGUAAAGACAAUCAGCUAGAGAUGGAAAUCACCGAUUUCUAUGAAGAGACUAAAGUAAAAUUUUCUGAGCUGUCUGAAGAGCUCUUAUGGGAGUAUAUUCAUAGUGGGGAGCCAAUGGACAAGGCUGGUGGAUAUGGUAUCCAGGCCCUUGGUGGAAUGUUAGUUGAGUAUGUCCAUGGAGACUUCUUGAAUGUGGUGGGAUUUCCUCUGAAUCACUUCUGCAAAAAGCUAGCAGAAUUGUACUAUCCACCCUCUAAGCAUAAUGUACAACAUAAAAAGUAUGACUCUAUCCCUUCUGUGGACACUUUUGAGAACCUAAGUGAUGGAGAAAGUGAAUCUUCAAAUUUCACAGAGCACAAAGUUGCUAGUAAGUUGGACUGCAGUGGGAUGCAUUCCUCAGGAGCUGCUUACAAUUCUGAUAACACUUCUGCUGUCAGAACUGAUUUUACAGUACCUUUGGAAAAUCAGAAUGGAGUGUCACAGAGUGCAUCAAAACUUCCAUCCAAAAUUCUAAAGCUGAUGGAUGGAUUUAGAGCUUCAAAGGCUUUGUUUGUAGCCUCUAAGCUGAAGAUAUUUGAUCAUCUGAAAGACAAAGGUCCAAUGAAGGCCGUGGAUAUUGCAAAUGAUGUUGGAACCUCUGUAUGUGGAACUGAAAGACUCCUUGAUGCAUGUGCUUCUCUUGGAUUACUGGAGAAAACACCACAAGGUUACAGUAAUACAGACUCAGCAAAUACCUACCUGACCUCAGAUGGUAAAUAUUCACUUCAUGGCUACAUUAUCCAUUCUAAUGAUCACCUUUGGCCUCUCUUCACAAACUUGGAGUUUGCUGUCAAAGAAGGAAGCAGGCAGAAUCAUCGAGCCUUUGGAAAGAAAGCAGGCGAUCUAUUUAAGGACUAUUAUCAGAGCCAGGAGGUAAAGCAACGUUUCAUGGCUGCCAUGCACAGCAUUGCUUACUUGACAGCAAGAGAUGUGGCUACAGCAUUUGAUCUUUCACGGUUUAAAUCUGCUUGUGAUUUAGGAGGAAGUGCCUUACUAGUGGCAGAAACUGUGCUUGAUGAACAGAAGAUGCACCCUUCUGUAGCUGUGCUGCAAUCCCUCAGUAUGACUGAAGGCAAGCAAAGAAGCAGCUCAGAAUAUAAACAGCUACUGGAGAAAUACGGAUUCACAGAUGUACAAAUUAAGAUCACAGGAAACUUAUUAGAUGCUGUUCUGUGCUUCAAGAAGAAUCUGUCACUGUAGUGUGAAAAGAAACAAUCUGGAUGCUGAAUUUUCACCCCUUGUGCAAUAUACCCAUCAUCAACCAGCUUGUAUUGGCAAUUGAGGAUCAUUUUGGCCCUUUGUCUGAAGCAUAGUUGUUACAGUCCUUGGAUAGAAGUUGGAGUGCAGCUUCUGCCAGAGUGAAUUCUCUGCCAGAGUGAAUUCUGUGCAUUUUAACAAGUGUCUGGAGCAGGCUGAAACUCAGGCAUGUGAAAUACCUUAAAUGUCCAGUUCUUCUGCAGACUGUAUUAAGCUUAGACUUGGCAUAACUGUGUAUAGCCAGUCAGGUUAAAAAUGCAAGCUUGUAGUGAGCUACAUUAAUACCUUUGUUCUAUUGGACCUUAAAAUUAAAGAGAAUUCCCCCUCUGCAGAGUAUUCAGUGGUUACUACUCAUUUUUAUCAGAAAUUAAAAAUUAAUAUUGUACCAUCUGCCUGAAUUUGGGGAUGAUAGUCCUCUUUUUCACUGCUGUGUAAGACUUGACUCAUCAAGGUUCCUACACAGCAUUUCAGGUGUACAAAAUCAGGGAAAUGUCAGACUUUACCAUAUUGUGGUUUUUAAUUCUUAGCAGAAGGUUUCUAUUAAUGGAAUUUUGACUGAUCUUAUCUGUACAGACACUUAAAAUAGAUAAGGCCGAAUAUUCAAAUGAAUAAAUUUAAAAUGUUUCUUUUCCAUGUUGACAUGAAGCUUGCUCUUAGCUUAACAGGUUUGUAUGUUGAGAGAGACUCAUUCUGGCAAUCAGAUGUGUCUCAUCGUUACUCAUGAAGUUCAUAAUGCUCUUCCUUAAGCUGCUCUAAGCUGUUUGAGUCAGAAACAAUCAAAUCCUAAAGUUGGCACUCUUGUAACUGUCACAGACUUUAAAACUGUGCCCCUAAGUACUAUGUCUCUGACUGUAAAAUUUGAAUAGAAUGUGUUUGGCUACCACCCAGCCUUCAUUUACUCUGUGAUUAAACACAACACUAAGCAUUAGUCCCUUGGGCAUAGUGUCUGUGGUCAUGUACCACAGCUUUGCACUCUCAGGAUAAUUAAGUGUUGGAGCAGAUGGUCCAGGGAGGUUGUGGAAUCUCUAUCCUUGGAGGCUUCCCUGUGUGAAGCCAGUCCUGAAGAAGCUGAGCUGAUUGCAGAGCUGCCCUGCUCUGAGUAGGAGGCUGAACUAGAGAGCUCUUGUGGUCUGUUUCAGGUUUAGGUGUUCUACAAUCAUGUGAUGCAGCCCAGUCACCUGAGGAAUUAUAAGCUCAUUUUACUAAUAUACAAAUUAAGUUUUUCAGUUGCUCUGAAUAUCUUUUGCUGACUGGUAGAAGGAGUGGAUUUAAUAGUCUUAACACUGAAAAGAUUCUAAGCAAUAUGCAUCACUUAAGGAAAGCUUUCCUGACAUGAAGAAUGAGGAGGGGUUAAGUUUUAAAACUUUUUGAUGAUUAUCGAAUGUCUGAGUUGUACAAGUUAGAAUGGCUCUGAGGAGAUUGUCUUAAAGUGCAGGAAGGUAUGAAUGUUACACUGCACUUCAUAAUAAAAUCACUCUGAACUGCUGCUAUUUUCAUCUGAGGUGGUGUAAGGCCAAAAGGCAAGUAUGUAUCGCAAUGCUUUUGUCAGUAGCCCUCUCUUCGGGUCCCUUACAGGUCUGAAUAUGGAGAAGAAGACUCUGUAAAUCAGAUCAUUUAAGUUCUGCUUUCAUCAUUAGGUCAGUCCCACCACAAAGAAUUUGGGUCCUACAGAAAUAACAUACAGAAUGUAUUGAACAGAAGCAUUGACUUCUCCUUUGCUUCUGUAAUGCUUGCCAUCCACUCUUCUCUGCUUGGCAUAAUUUCAAUAUGAAUGUGAAACAGCAGUAUAUCCCAAAGAAAUGCAACUCUAUUCCUGUCUUACUGUUUUCUAUAGUCCUCAUGCCAAGUCUACAGAAGUCAUCCCUUUUCCUCUGAAAACAGAGACGUGAUUUGACUUGUGAGUGUUUCAUCACUCCAUACUGUGAAAGGGAAUUUCCUGGGGUUUGUGAGAGGAGUGGAUUACACAUUGAUUAGUGGAUUUAAUAGCAGAGCAAAUCCAUAAAUGAUAAAGGAAAUCACCCAGGUCUUGUAGUUUGCACCCCUCUAUAUGACAGCAGAAAUUUUCUUGCCUGAUAAUGGAUUAGAACUGUUGCAUGCAUUUUUUUUUAAAUUAGGCUGUGCAGUUUUGCUGGCUGAAAUGGUGUUGGAUGAUGAAAAGAAGAACAGGAGCACAGCUCUGCUGCAGUCUUUGAACAUGCUUGUGCAGACAGAGGGAAAGGAGAGAAGUGGCUCUGAAUAUCAAGUUUUGCUGGAACAACAUGGAUUCACAAAUAUCAGAAUCAGAAUAACAGGAAAUUUGUUAGAUGCCAUUCUCUGUGUUAAAACCUAGAAAAAAUGUAUUAAGCAGUAGUCUGGAUGCCUUAUACUUAUGUUUGAUGUUUUGUAAUUAUCCAAAUACAAGAAAUGUAACAAGAAAUGUCAGCUUUGUGGUGUUACUUCUCAAAAGGGGGGAAAAUUGAUUACAUUUAUUUUAGACUUCAGUAGAAUGAUGCCAGGAGAUUCUGUGGCUGCACGACAUGUGUAGGACACAAAUGGUGUCAUCAGCCUAAGGGCAGCAUUCACACUGCUGAGAAAUCACUGUUUCUUCAUACUUGGUGCAAGUAGAAUAGUAGAGUUUUUAGACCAGCACACAUUGCUUUGCCCCUGUUACAGGAGGUUAAUGUUGGUAUCAUUUUAAUGCUCCAUCACCAUCCAUUUUAGUAUCUUUUGAUAUUAUACCCUCUACUGUAAAUAAAUAUACUCUAAUCAA
Messenger RNA from Taeniopygia guttata (zebra finch), 4499 nucleotides. NCBI's taxonomy places the organism in Eukaryota, Metazoa, Chordata, Aves, Passeriformes, Estrildidae. The record is from RefSeq and is a predicted model, not a curated record.